CCUCCGCUCAGCUCCCGCGGGUCCCGCCGCCCCCACCCUCCACCUGGCGGCGCGGAGGGGGCUCGCGGCGCGGGGAGCACGCGGGGACGAGUGUGCGGACCCGGUCCUGCUUCUCCCUCGCAAGUGGCGGCGGCUGGACCCUGCUCGCGGCUCCGGGCAUCGGCGCUGCCGGCGGAGGCCCCUCGUCGCGGGCGGGGACCGAGGCUAUUCUGGAGAUCGGCGGCGGCUGAGGCUGGUGCCCAGGAGAGAGAGCCCCGGACGCGCUCUGCUCCUGUCCGUCCCUCUCUUCCUCUCCCUCCGCCUUCCCUCUCUUCUCCACCCCUGCCCCCGGUCCCACUCCUCCUCUCCCUCCUCCUCUCCCUCCUCUCCCUCCUCCUCUCCCUCCUCUCCCUCCUCCCCCCCCUCCUCUUCCUCCUCGCCCAGCUCAGCGAUGCCAGCCUGUGUCGUGUAAGCGGAUUGGCGUUGCAAUGGCAACUGAUGGAAUGGGGGAAGGCAAGACAGCAGGGCUGGGGGCUCCGGACUGCUGGCGGGCGGGCCGCUGCGGCUGCCUGAUGCUCCUCCGGGAACCUUCGCGAGUUACUUUGUAAAGACGAACCCCGGCGAGGAACCCUCUGCUCCGUGCCCCGAGCCAGAAGCCACUUCCUGUUCCUCGGCCGCCCGCGCCCGGCUCGCCGCUCCGCACCGGCCCCGGCCCGCGCCCGCCCGCCGCCCAGCGCGCCGCCGCCGCCGCGGAGCUGCGCCCGCGCCCCGAACACUUCCCUCCGCUCCCCUUCCCGCCGCCCCGGCCCCCCAGCGUCUGCGAUCUUCCCAGGCGCCCGUGUGAGCGGCUGCAUGUGAGUGUGCCAGGUGUUGUGUGGGGGUGUGUUUGUGUGUGCGUGCAUGAGCGCGGGGCGUGCGGGGCUGCCGCGCUCCGCUCCCGGCCGCCGCCGGGGAAGGACGGACGGACGGCGCCGCCUCGGGCGGCCGGGCGGCGGGCACGUCGGCGCAGCCCGGGAGCCAGAGGAGCGCGCCCGCCCGGCCGCCAGCCCCCGGAAGGUCCCGCCGCGUCCCCCCCGGGCUGGACAUGUUCAUGUUCACGUGAAGAUGGAUUUGGUGUACGGUCUCGUGUGGCUGCUGACAGUCGUCCUGGAGGGGAUCUCCGGCCAAGGAGUGUACGCUCCCCCAACGGUUCGUAUUGUGCACUCAGGGUUGGCCUGUAAUAUUGAGGAGGAGCGCUACUCUGAAAGAGUCUACACUAUAAGAGAAGGAGAAACCCUAGAAUUGACCUGUUUGGUCACUGGACACCCACGUCCACAGAUCAGGUGGACCAAAACAGCAGGAAGUGCCUCUGACAGAUUCCAAGACUCAAGUGUCUUCAAUGAGACUUUAAGGAUUACAAAUAUUCAGCGAAACCAAGGAGGCCGGUAUUACUGUAAAGCAGAAAAUGGCUUGGGGUCCCCAGCGAUAAAGUCAAUCAGAGUGGAUGUGUACUAUUUGGAUGACCCUAUAGUAACUGUUCAUCAAAGUAUAGGUGAAGCUAAAGAACAGUUUUACUAUGAAAGAACAGUAUUCCUCAGGUGUGUUGCCAAUUCCAAUCCACCUGUUCGGUACAGCUGGAGGCGUGGCCAGGAAGUGUUACUACAAGGAUCUGAUAAAGGAGUGGAGAUUUAUGAACCCUUCUUUACCCAGGGUGAAACAAAGAUCUUAAAAUUAAAGAAUCUUCGACCUCAGGACUAUGCUAAUUAUAGCUGCAUUGCGUCAGUGAGGAAUGUAUGUAAUAUUCCUGAUAAGAUGGUAUCAUUUAGACUUUCCAAUAAAACAGCAUCUCCGUCAAUUAAACUCUUGGUGGAUGACCCUAUAGUUGUAAAUCCUGGAGAGGCUAUAACAUUAGUGUGUGUUACGACAGGAGGACAACCUGCACCGACGCUCAGCUGGGCCAGGUCCUUUGGGCCUCUGUCUGACAAGACUAUUCUGCAUGGAGGAACUUUGACCAUACCUGCCAUCACUUCAGAAGAUGCUGGGACUUACAGCUGCGUUGCCAAUAACAAUGUGGGAAACCCUGCAAAAAAGUCCACCAACAUCAUUGUGAGAGCCUUAAAAAAGGGACGGUUUUGGAUCACACCGGAUCCUUAUCACAAAGAUGACAACAUCCAGAUUGGACGUGAGGUGAAAAUAUCUUGCCAAGUAGAAGCUGUUCCUUCUGAGGAGUUAACAUUUAGUUGGUUUAAAAAUGGUCGUCCAUUAAGAAGCUCUGAGCGGAUGGUUAUUACACAGACUGAUCCAGAUGUGUCUCCAGGAACGACAAACUUGGAUAUCAUUGAUUUAAAAUUCACAGAUUUUGGGACAUACACAUGUGUAGCAUCUCUGAAGGGAGGAGGAAUAGCUGAUAUCAGUAUUGAUGUUAAUAUAUCCAGCAGCACAGUUCCACCCAAUCUGACUGUUCCACAGGAAAAAUCACCUUUGGUCACCAGAGAAGGAGACACAAUAGAACUACAGUGUCAAGUAACUGGAAAACCUAAACCCAUCAUCCUUUGGUCUAGAGCGGAUAAAGAAGUUGCAAUGCCUGAUGGGUCAAUGCAAAUGGAGAGUUAUGAUGGAACACUGAGGAUUGUGAAUGUAUCUAGGGAAAUGUCAGGAAUGUACAGAUGUCAGACCAGCCAAUACAAUGGAUUUAAUGUGAAACCAAGAGAAGCUUUGGUGCAGCUCAUUGUUCAGUAUCCUCCUGCUGUGGAACCAGCGUUUUUGGAAAUCCGUCAAGGACAAGAGCGAAGUGUCACUAUGAGCUGCCGGGUUCUGAGAGCCUAUCCCAUACGGGUACUGACCUAUGAGUGGCGCUUAGGCAACAAAUUAUUGCGGACAGGUCAGUUUGACUCUCAAGAGUACACAGAGUAUCCGGUGAAGAGUCUUUCCAAUGAAAACUAUGGGGUUUAUAACUGUAGCAUCAUAAAUGAAGCUGGAGCGGGGAGAUGCAGCUUUCUUGUUACAGGAAAGGCCUAUGCUCCAGAAUUCUAUUAUGAUACCUACAAUCCUGUGUGGCAAAACAGACACCGUGUUUAUUCCUAUAGUCUACAGUGGACACAAAUGAAUCCUGAUGCAGUGGAUCGGAUUGUGGCAUACCGGCUGGGUAUUAGGCAGGCUGGACAACAGCGUUGGUGGGAACAAGAGAUUAAAAUAAAUGGAAAUAUUCAAAAGGGAGAAUUAAUUACAUAUAAUUUGACUGAGCUAAUUAAACCAGAGGCUUAUGAAGUCCGACUAACACCUCUCACCAAAUUUGGCGAAGGAGAUUCAACAAUUCGUGUCAUCAAGUACAGUGCUCCUGUUAAUCCUCAUUUAAGAGAAUUUCAUUGUGGAUUUGAAGAUGGUAACAUUUGUUUGUUCACACAAGAUGAUACAGAUAAUUUUGACUGGACAAAGCAAAGUACUGCAACAAGAAAUACAAAAUAUACUCCAAAUACAGGACCUAAUGCUGAUCGUAGUGGCUCUAAAGAAGGUUUUUAUAUGUAUAUUGAGACAUCGCGACCAAGAUUGGAAGGCGAAAAGGCUCGACUCCUCAGCCCGGUCUUCAGCAUAGCUCCCAAAAACCCGUAUGGACCCACAAACACUGCGUAUUGCUUCAGCUUCUUUUAUCACAUGUACGGACAACAUAUAGGUGUUUUGAAUGUUUAUCUACGUUUGAAAGGGCAGACAACAAUGGAGAAUCCACUAUGGUCUUCAAGUGGGAAUAAAGGACAACGAUGGAAUGAGGCUCAUGUCAAUAUAUAUCCAAUUACUUCAUUUCAGCUCAUUUUUGAAGGUAUUCGAGGCCCGGGCAUAGAAGGUGACAUUGCCAUUGAUGAUGUAUCAAUUGCAGAAGGAGAAUGUGCAAAACAAGACCUAACGACUAAGAAUUCCGUUGAUGGUGCUGCUGGAAUUUUAGUACAUAUAUGGCUUUUUCCAGUUAUUGUCCUCAUCUCUAUCCUGAGUCCUCGAAGGUGACCUUACUCUGGCAGAGGCUAUAAAAGAUUCACCAGGCACUGGCAUGAAGAGUCUUUGUAAAUGGACAUUGAAAAAACAAACUACCAAAGAUUCCUCCACUGACUACUGACUCAAAAAUAAAAUAAUAAAAACAAAUUUUUUAAGCACUGGGGAUAAAAGAUGUCACGGAAGUAUAAGUUAUUCCAAACUGCAUAUACAAGAUAGUGUUGACCUGAGUAGAGAAGAGACAGACCUUCAGGUGCUUUUGUGGCUAAAACGAUUACAGUGUCAUCUGGUCAUCUGGUUGAACUCUGGGGGGAAAAAAAGAGCUAUAGAAAUUCUUGUCAAAGCACAAAGUCUUGGCUGGUUUUGUUUCAAAUGAAUAGUUUGCUUGUUACCAUGGAAACAUAAUGGCCUGCCAACAAAAACCUCACUGUAAACAGGGUACGUGAAGAGCUGGCAUUUAUUUUCCUUUGGAAAAGCUUUUACGUAGAGAAUUCAAUAAAUGUAGGCCCUUUUACCUUUGGUUGUUACCCUUCCUUGAAAAGAACCUGAACUCAGAAUUAUUUAAAACAUUCAUCCUCCCCGCCUAUCCCCAUAUGACCUUUAUAAUUUGUCUUUGUUUUCCUCAUUCUCCUCCCAUGGCUAAGCUAGAUAACUGUGUGCUGUCUCUUUUUGCAUGCACUGCUAUCCAGGAUGGUCCACCUGGGCUUACAAACACACAGGCUUAUCCAGUUUGCGCGGCCACUUGAGCACCCAAACUGUCAUCUGUUCCAGUGAAGAAACCAAACCACCAUCUUUUAUAAAUUGCCAUGGAAACUAAGUGCCUUCAAUGAAACAAGCCUGAAUAAUUUCCAGCUCAGAAGCUUGCACUGCUAAGAGUGGUUUGUGUAAAACUAUUUUAUAAACAAACUGCAGAGCCUAAACGUGCAAAUUACAGGCAAGACAACAAAGCCGCUUCUGAGGAAGAAAGGACCGAAGCUGCUGCGUGAGCCCGAGCCGAGCCGAGGAGACGCCUGUCUGACCAGACAGCCACGGCCUUCCAGCUUACUGUCCAUUAGCAAGUACCGUCCACUGAGACCAGACGAGGGAGCAACUUUUUUUCUUCCAGGUUAUUCAAUGGGUCAACCAGAGCAGAAGGUUAAGAUAAUACUCAGCGCAAGAGUGAUUUUUUACUCUAACCUCCAUUUGAAGUGAAAUUGGCCCUAGCUUUAGAGGGAACAAGAAAAUGUUUGUGAUUUCAGUGCAUACAAACUCUACAGCGGAACUGGGCCUGAAAAAUCUGGCUUUAUUCUAAACACUGAGGGUAACAUGCCUCUGCCCUUAAGUCAGACUCUGUGCAAAUUGUGAAAUAUUAUUUUAUUAUUUUACAAAGAUUAAAAAACACUUUUACAGAAAAAAAAGUAAAAACCUGUAAAAAUGAUUUUGAGCUACCUGAGGAUAAAUCAUACCUUUAACCAGCCAGUUUUCCAAUGCAUUGUAAAUUUCACUUAAACUUGUUGGUAUGAAAAUUUGAAGAUCUCUUUCCUUAAAUUAUCUCAGCUUUUAACUUCAUUUAAGACUUUUGUCUAAAGAAGAAUAGUAUUAUUGUUAUUAUGUUCUAUCAACACCCCGGGAUUUAAAAACUGGUUAUGCAAGUAAUUGGGAUAUAAGUAUUAAAUUAUAACAUUUGCAAAUAUUAAUAUAAAAAGCACAACAAAAUGUAGUGGGAAAUGACACAGCUUGAUUUUUUUAAGUCUAUAGAAAUGUUUGUGCAAAUUCAGUAAUUCACCUUAAAAGAUAACUUUACAGCUAUGUUCAAUAAAGCCUCUUUCCAGGUAAGGUAUGAAAAGCAGUAUGUGUGUUUGUUGAGCAAUGUUCACUUAUCACCAAAAUGAGAAUAGCUAUAUAAUUUAUCUGUUAUGUCACCAUAGCAUAAACCUUCAGUGCUUCAUGUAACUUAAUGUUUACAGGAAGAAAUUUUAAUAGGAACUCCUUGAUGCACUUUCCCACUUUUGUCAUACAUGUUUAAAAAAAAAAAAAAGCCAAAUCUUUGAAAGUAAAACAUGAAACAAAUAUGAACUUGGAAUUUAAUGUGUAUUUUCAUAGUUAAAGAAGGGACUAGUUUGAAAGUAGUGAUAGAAUUGAGCUAAGCCAAACCCUUUAAAUUAAAAUAGAUAAACAAAAAAAAAGAAUUUCAUGACUUAUUUGAACAAAUCAGGCAUAUUGUUGUGUUGCUUUUUUUCAAAAUUAGAGUUACGCCAAAGAUAUAAGUAACAUUUGAGGCACUUAGCUUAAUGUAUACUAAAUUUUCCUUCGUUUUGCCUUCCAUCUUGUGUGGCAACUAUCUUCUUUUCUCCAUUAUCCCGUAUUAGUAGAUGAUCUUUUUUAUUGAUUUUCUGCUCACUCAUUGCUGGUAAUAUCAAUAAAAAGGUUUUAGAUCUAAACAGAGGCUUAACUCAUUGCUGCCUUCUUUCCUUAAACUUUUAUUUGAGUGAGGAUUUUACAAAAAAUAAAAAAAUACAUUCAAAAUAUUUGGAUAUACAUAUGUCAUUUUCAGGAAAACAAGUCUCUUUUUCUCCCAAGUAAAUCUACACAAAGAAAUAGCUGUAACUAAAAGUUUCAAUCCUACUAUUAAACAUUAAUAAGGUCUUAAGACUUUAUUACCUUUCACAGUGUAAAAAUACACAAGGCUUCAGAAGUUCAUGAGAACUGGCUGGUACUUCAAAAUUAAUUAUGAUUAAAAUUUUAAGAAAUUCCUGAUGAGUGCCAACAACAAAGGGCAAUCAGAAUUGCAAAGCAAUUAUAUUUAUUGAUAUGGUAACAAAGUAUAUAUCUCAAGUGGGUUCUGGAUCAUUUAUGUAAACCAAUAAACAGAAUUAGAAUCAUUGUUUUUCACUCCAGAUCAAAUGUUUCAUUGCUUUAAUUGAAAGUCAAUGGAUAAAAUGCAGAAAAUUUUUAAUUGGGAUAAGUGAAAUAAAUGUAAAUUGUGUUAAGUAGUCUCUCUUCUUUAAUAUUAGUGAUAAUAAUGACAAUUAACUGUUUACCAACUGCCUUCCUUUUCCUAAUAUUUUUGUGUUUAUUAUAAGUUGAACUUAUUAACAUAUCCCCUCUUUUCUUUUUUAUAACAUAUUUUAAGUGUGAUGGAUGUCAGUCUCUUUUUUUCUUUUUCAGGAAGGCAUCAGGCAGUGGAGAUUUUAAUUUCCAGGAGAAAGAUGUCUACAUAAUCUCCUACUGCCAAUAAUUGACCCUUGAUUAAUUAAGAACAUUACUUUGUUUCCUCAUUUCAAAGACACUUGCUUCUCCACAGUUUAACAUCUCUGCAAUUGGCCUAUUUGAAUUACUAUUGGUGACAUUUCUAUGUAGUGGCAUAUAAAAUUAUACUGCAUCCAAAAACUGAUGACAUUUAGAUAUCAAAAUUCACUAAAGUUUUCAGAAGUCCCAAAUCAUGCCCAAUAUUAUUAUUUUUCAUUAGUAAUAGUGGCCCCAUUUUUGUGAAAUUGAUAUUAAAUACUCAUUGUGCAUUAUUUUAAAAUAGCAUAACUUAUUUUGUGCUUUAUAAUCUGAGUCUUCUAUUAUAUUCUUAUAUUCAAUAUACAUAUUGAAUAUAAGAAUAUAUAGUCAUAUGUUUUUCUAUUUUCUGCUACAUAUUUUUUAGCUCCAUCACGAAUUAUAAUAUGCUAUGUAUCCCUGGUUUAAAAUGUGUUCUUUUUUUCAGUUUCAUGUGCUUAAAUUUUCCUUGAGACUUGAAAGAUCCAUGGUAUAGCACAAUACCAUGAAAUAGGCUAAACUAAUGGUACUUCACAUACAUCACAGAAUUGAUUUUGCAUGGCAAUAAAGUAUGAUAACCACAAUAAUCAGAAUCAUAAAACUGCUAGUCACUUAUAUCAUGUUAUAGAUAGUACAAAUAAUCUCAUUCAUUACUUUCAUAUUUUAAAAUAUGACAAAAUAUGAGUGACAACUGUACUAACUUUUCACCAAACAUGCAUUUUUAUUUUAAAGACAAUAAUAAACUUGUUUGUCAAAAUGUGUAAUUUGAGAACAAUUAAUUUGGUUCGGUACUUGAAAUUGUAUGAAAUGGGCUGUGGUAUUUUUCUUGCUCUCUUUUCUUUGUUUUUGUUGUGGGUUUCUUUGUGUUUUUGUUUUGUUUUUUUAGUGUUUUGAAAGAUGGUGACAAGCUAAUCUGAUUUUAGUAAGCCAUUUCAAAGGAUUCUUUUGAAGGCAUGUUCUUUAUCAAAAAACUCUUUUGUGGUUUUUUGUUUUGUUUUGUUUUUUUAAUGUGCCUUUCAACUAUCAAGGCCUUUCAAGAGACAUGUAAGCUGGAUAAAAUUUACUCUCAGUUCAUUUUUUCCUUGGUUGGUGGCUCCUUACUGAUUGCUCCAUCUGUGUCUCAGCAAAGCAGAAGGUGUACUCUUCUUCAACUGGGCAGUUGAUGUCAAUGAGGAGUUAUUACAUUUUCUGUGAAAACAAGAAAGUCAUAGGGUUCAAUCCCAAACUAUUUUCCUUCCUACAAUGUUCCCUUUGUAGCUAACUAGUUUAAUUAGUUUUCUUAGUGCUUAUUUUUAAAAAGCAAUGUCUCUGGCAUUUUCUACUUCAACUUAGGAGCAAAGCUACCACAGACUGAUCAGACCUUUUUGCAAAUCUGAUAUAAAAAGUUAUUUCCUGAGUAUACUUAAUAUUUAUAAAUAAAUAUGUAUGUUAUUACAUAGAAAAUGUAAGACUUAAAGACUUGAAAUUUUAAUGUGAAAUAUGUCAAUUCAGAAUCAAUCCAUUAUAUGUUUAUGUCUGCUUAGAAACAGAAUUGAAAGUUAAGAGGAAAUAAAUAAUCCAUAUAUUUGUAAAUGGACUACUUAAUUGAAGUUAUUAAUAUAAAACUGAACAAAUUAUGAGUAGUGAUUACACUACCCUGAACCCACAUUGAGUAUAUUAAAAAAAAAGAAUUGGAAUUCAAAAUUUUGUAUAGGGCAGAGGUUAAACUCUGUGUAGAAAAUGAAGUAAGUUUUCUCAAGAGAAUAUUUAUAACUGAUUGAAUUUGAUUUCAAUUGUACUAAUUUCCAUGAGUUGAGCUACAAUGUAUUCAUAGUUUUUAAUGAAAUGAUGGCAAAUUUUAUGAACUAGAGGUUAGCUCAUUAGUUUCAGUUUGUUUUCCUAAAGCUCUUAAUUGUUGUCUUGGAUUUCCAGGAUAUUUUUAUUUCUUGAGUCUCAUCAGUAUAUUUAAGUGUAUAAAUUUAAUCAAAUAUACAUUGUAUUAAAUUUAUAUUGAAUAUUAGAUACAUUUCAGAUCUCAAAGUUUAGAUUUAACUUACUUUUCCUUUGAUAUUUUCCUUUGACUAAAUAGUUUCAGAUAGUUGUAUGUGUUUUUUUUCCCCUUGGAUUUUCUUUCAAUAAAUAAAAUUAUGUUAUAUACUCUAUUAGUGUUUGGGGGACAUUUCUGCUGUCAAUAAAAACUUAAGAUAGAAAUAGAAAGAUAUAUAAAUGCAAUUAUAUUUGCAAAUUAAAAUGAAAAUUCAUAAUUUCUCUCAUUAUUAAAAAGCUUUAGAGACUGAACACUGCAGUGAGACACAAUUAGCCCAUUAAAGAUAUUUGUUGACUUUUGCAUCCUUUGUGAGGGGUCAUUUAUAAGAUUGUAUUAAACAAGUAGGCACUAUAAUAUUCCUGAAUGAACUGUGCUUUAAGAAUUAUGGCUCAGUGUAAUAUAUCUGGUCUUUUACUAGUAUAUGAUAUGUGAAAUAAUUGACUGCAGAUAAAAAGCUCCAAUGUUAUUGAGGAUGGUAGUUUUAAUCACAUAUUUCUUGGGGGCACUAGGCCAAAUGUGGGCUUUCUGAAGGAAAUAAGUAAUACUACUUGACAAUGAUUUGAGUGAACCAAUGUAUAAAUGGAAUCCUGAAAACUAUUUUGCUUAGCCUUGUUUUUCUACUGCCUAUUUAGCUUAGUUUUCUCUUGAUCUUUGGCAUUAUAUCUCUAAGCAUAUUCACAAAAUUGUGAAAAAUGCAAAUGCAAUCAACAUUAACAGACCUAUUAACCAUGUUUAAAUGUUAGCACAGCUGCUCCAUAGACUACCUGGUAAAGUACUGUUUGUUCUCCAUAAGAUGUUUAGUUUGAUAGUAAUAUUAAAGACUUUACCAAUAUUUGA
Molecule: messenger RNA, 10045 nt
Organism: Pipistrellus kuhlii (Kuhl's pipistrelle)
Lineage: Eukaryota; Metazoa; Chordata; Mammalia; Chiroptera; Vespertilionidae
Gene: MDGA2
Product: MAM domain containing glycosylphosphatidylinositol anchor 2
Exons: 17
Coding region: 880-3954 (1024 amino acids)
Biological process (GO): homophilic cell-cell adhesion
Cellular component (GO): plasma membrane
Molecular function (GO): protein binding
Source: RefSeq, a predicted model, not a curated record